This is a messenger RNA of Chrysoperla carnea, 688 nucleotides long. RefSeq names its product E3 SUMO-protein ligase NSE2-like. The record is from RefSeq and is a predicted model, not a curated record. Bases 35 to 688 code for a protein of 217 amino acids. The transcript has a single exon. Gene Ontology annotation, cellular component: nucleus; Smc5-Smc6 complex. Gene Ontology annotation, molecular function: zinc ion binding; SUMO ligase activity. NCBI's taxonomy places the organism in Eukaryota, Metazoa, Arthropoda, Insecta, Neuroptera, Chrysopidae. Gene Ontology annotation, biological process: protein sumoylation; double-strand break repair via homologous recombination.
GAAAGUUGUAAAGUAAUUUUGUCGAAAAUUAAAAAUGACUAUUAUUUACGAGGCAAAUUCUACAGACAAUGCAAUACAGUUAAUCGAUGAUAUGUUUAGUAAAUGCAUCAAUACCAUUGCUAAUAAUGUUAAAGAUCCAGAAGAACAGAAUGAAUAUAUUAAAAUUUUAGAAAAAACCGUAUAUCAUUGUGCUAAUUUAAAUGUAAAACAUAAACAUCUUGAAAAAGUAAUUCAAGAAUCCAAAGCAGAAUGCGCAGAGAAAGGUGAAAUUAACAUAAAUCAAGUGUUCCAAGAAAACUCAAAAUCAGUGAAAUAUGAAAAUAAUGAAAUGCAAGUUGAAAAUCAUCAAUUCGUAAGAAAGUUUAAAAAUAAAACUGCAAAAUUAUUACAAGCAAAUGAAGAGGCAGCUGCAGCUGCUGCUCCAACUAACACACCCAAUAUGCCUUUAGAUCCAAUUACUCAAGUACCUAUUGUUAGUCCAGUAAAAAAUAAAAAAUGUGGACAUUUUUACGAAAAAAGCUCUAUCAAAAAAAUGUUGGCGGCAGCAAAAAGGAAAGGAAUUCGGUGCCCCUAUGUUGGCUGUGCUACUCAGAAUUAUUUUGUUUAUGAUGAUCUAGAUGAAAAUGUAUCAUUAUCUCAGGAAGAAUUGAAUAACUCAGAAGUUAGUAUUGAUGAAACCAUUGAGUAG